AUGGUCCAAAGCCCGAUAUCAAAUGGUCCACAGCCCACUACUGGAUGGUCCAAAGCCCGAUAUCAAAUGGUUCACGGCCCUGUACUGGAUGGUCCAAAGCCUGAUAUCAAAUGGUCCACAGCCCUCACUGGAUGGUCCAAAGCCCGAUAUCAAAUGGUUCACGGCCCUGUACUGGAUGGUCCAAAGCCCGAUAUCAAAUGGUUCACGGCCCUGUACUGGAUGAUCCAAAGCCCGAUAUCAAAUGGUCCACGGCCCUGUACUGGAUGGUCCAAAGCCCUAUAUCAAAUGGUCCAUGGCCCUGUACUGGAUGGUCCAAAGCCCUAUAUCAAAUGGUUCACGGCCCUGUACUGGAUGAUCCAAAGCCCGAUAUCAAAUGGUCCACAGCCCUCUACUGGAUGGUCCAAAGCCCGAUAUCAAAUGGUUCACGGCCCUGUACUGGAUGGUCCAAAGCCCGAUAUCAAAUGGUCCACAGCCCUCUACUGGAUGGUCCAAAGCCCGAUAUCAAAUGGUUCACGGCCCUGUACUGGAUGGUCCAAAGCCCGAUAUCAAAUGGUUCACGGCCCUGUACUGGAUGAUCCAAAGCCCGAUAUCAAAUGGUCCACAGCCCUCUACUGGAUGGUCCAAAGCCCGAUAUCAAAUGGUUCACGGCCCUUUACUGGUUAG
This is a messenger RNA of Acanthosepion pharaonis, 663 nucleotides long. NCBI's taxonomy places the organism in Eukaryota, Metazoa, Mollusca, Cephalopoda, Sepiida, Sepiidae. The record is from the annotation of a GenBank genome assembly.